AUGGCCACCUCCAUUCGCCUCCGUCGACUCGGCGCCACCGCAAUAGCCGCUGCAGCCGGUGGCGCAUACCUUUCCAGGCGUGACCCCUCGCUCUCGUCGAACGACCGUGGCGGUGGGUCCGCCCUGGACGCCGUGCAUAGGAAGAUCUCCGACCCCUUUGCCGUCGUCCCGGCCCGAGCCGUUCAGGAAUCGGCUCUGAUCGGCGCCAGUUCGGCUAAUCCGCUCGACAUUCUCGUUAUCGGUGGUGGAGCCACCGGUUGCGGCGUCGCUCUCGAUGCCGCCACUAGAGGGCUUCGAGUAGGCCUCGUUGAGCGAGAGGACUUCUCUUCUGGUACUUCUUCGCGGUCCACUAAGCUAAUUCAUGGAGGUUAG
Ilex paraguariensis (yerba mate) is the source of this 372-nucleotide messenger RNA. NCBI's taxonomy places the organism in Eukaryota, Viridiplantae, Streptophyta, Magnoliopsida, Aquifoliales, Aquifoliaceae. The record is from the annotation of a GenBank genome assembly.